AGAGAGAGAGCCCCUGAAUAAUCUGGCGGGGCCAAGAUGAGCCGGAGAUCCAAGCCUGGAGUCCGGGGGCAGCACGAAAACAUGCCGUCCUGCUUACUCAAGGAUCACGAGAACCAACAAGUGUUUGACCUCUUGGGCAGGAAAUGCACGGCUAUCGUCACAACUGUAGCCCAGCUGUUCUUGGCCUUGCCCCAGGGCAGCAGAAACUGGUCCAAGCAAGGCUGUGGAGUCCUGUGCUUCGUGAAGGAUAAUCCCAGGCGUUCAUACUUCAUGCGCUUCUACGAUCUGAAGGAUAGAAAGAUGAUCUGGGAACAGGAAUUGUACAACCAGCUCAUCUACACGGCUACCACCUCUUUCUUCCACACCUUUCCAGGAGAUGAGUGCCAAGUGGGGUUCAGCUUUGCCGAUGAGAACGAGGCAUUUGACUUUCAGCAAAUAGUGGAGGAGAAGAUCCAGAAGAGGAGCCAGAGGAUAGAAAGGAGAGAGUUACCACCUCCGCCACCUCCUGUCAAUGAAGAGAGAAGAGCAACCCUUCCCCGGAUCCCAUCUUCUGGGAGUGACUUGAAUGGGCCUGGUAAGCAGCCAAAUUCCCCGCCAUCGGCUCUGAAUCUGGCAACCGUCGACAUCCAGAAUCCGGAUAUCACUUUUUCCCGUUACCGUGGGCUCCCUGUUCCUACAGCAGUGGAUAAAAAGAAGGGGAAAAAGAAGAUUUCUAAAGCCGACAUUGGCGCUCCCAGUGGGUUCAAGCAUAUCCAGCACAUUGGUUGGGAUCCCAACAGCGGAUUUGAUGUGAACAACUUAGACCCCGAUUUGAAGACGCUCUUCUCCCGGGCGGGAAUCAGCGAAGCUCAGCUGACUGAUGUGGAAACCUCCAAGAUUAUCUAUGAUUUCAUUGAAGGCCAAGGAGGGCUGGAGGCUGUGAAGGAGGAGCUAAGAAAGCAGGGUCCGACACAUCCUCCACCCCCACCUCCGAAUCGAUCUGGCCCCUUCCCCCCACCUUCUGGACAUUCCCGAACUGGCCCUCUACCACCCGUCCCAAGCCCGCUACCAGGUGCUCCACCCAUAUCCAGCAGGGGAGCUGUCCCCUCACCCCCACAACCCCCUCGAGGACAUCCCAAUUCUCAGUGGGGGCCUCCCCCAUCUGUCAGUCGCUCGGCCCGUCCUCCACCCCCUCCUUCUGGGUCAGUCCCACCACCGCCUCCUCCCCCACCUCCUCCCCCACCUCCUUUCCAGAGUUCUGCACCAUGUCCACCACCCCCACCCCUCCCUGGAGUGAUUGGUUCCGUGGGGACGCCACCUCCUCCUGCUGCUUCCUCGGGGCGUGGUGCGUUGCUGGAUCAAAUACGUCAAGGAAUACAACUCAACAAGACACCCGACAUGGAUCCUCUACCGCCACCUGCGCAAAGCUCCGAAGGCCUGGUUGGGGCGCUCAUGCACGUGAUGCAAAAGAGGAGCAAGGUUAUCCACUCUUCAGAUGAUGAUGAAGAUAAUGGGGUUGAAGAUGAUGACGAUGAGUGGGACGAUUGAGGUCCUCUGGGCACGCAGGCUGCUCCUUCUACCAAUCAUCUGUUGUCUGAAUUGCUUUGGGCCUUUCAUUAUGUUGCCGUUUUGUCAUUGGAAUCCCGCAACCCAUUCCCGUACCCUGGCCUAGAAAUCUGUGCAGGCCGCUCUGAGAGCCAAGCUACAAGUGACGCCUUACACAGG
Messenger RNA from Eublepharis macularius, 1704 nucleotides. It is a transcript of the gene WAS, whose product is annotated as WASP actin nucleation promoting factor. Gene Ontology annotation, biological process: actin filament organization; regulation of Rho protein signal transduction. Gene Ontology annotation, cellular component: plasma membrane. NCBI's taxonomy places the organism in Eukaryota, Metazoa, Chordata, Lepidosauria, Squamata, Eublepharidae. The record is from RefSeq and is a predicted model, not a curated record. Gene Ontology annotation, molecular function: small GTPase binding; actin binding.